This is a messenger RNA of Cololabis saira (Pacific saury), 3155 nucleotides long. RefSeq names its product MAPK interacting serine/threonine kinase 1 (gene mknk1). Gene Ontology annotation, cellular component: cytoplasm; nucleus. Lineage: Eukaryota; Metazoa; Chordata; Actinopteri; Beloniformes; Belonidae. Gene Ontology annotation, molecular function: calmodulin binding; calcium-dependent protein serine/threonine kinase activity; ATP binding. The record is from RefSeq and is a predicted model, not a curated record. The coding region runs from base 104 to 1486 and encodes 460 amino acids. Gene Ontology annotation, biological process: intracellular signal transduction; protein autophosphorylation; peptidyl-serine phosphorylation. The transcript has 14 exons.
GCCUGAUUGAUCUCAGUUAGCGAUGAGAGCUAACCCCCGCUGCCAGAGGCUUUGACUGGAGAGAUUUGGCUGGAGUGGAACUCAGGUCAGAGAGUUGGCAGAUAUGGUGAGGCACAGUGUUAUGACGGAGCUGCAAACCAUCCAGCAAUCUCUACAGGGCAACUCACUGGUUGUGGGCCAAGCAGGGAAAAACUGUGGGGCAGUUCAGGAGAAUGGAAACCAGCCAGCCAGACAGCUCUCCCACGGCUCAGGAGAAAUCGAGGCAAGCCAGCCAGUGAACAUCCCAGAUGCAGCUAAAAGAAAGAAAAAGAAACGGACUCGGGCAACAGACAGCUCCACAGGCACUUUUGAUGAUCUUUAUAAACUGACUGAUGAAGUACUUGGUCAGGGGGCAUAUGCUAAAGUUCAAGGAUGCGUGAGCCUGCAAAAUGCGCAGGAAUAUGCUGUGAAGAUAAUUGAAAAGAGUGCUGGGCACAGCCGCAGCAGAGUAUUUCGAGAAGUGGAGACUCUCUACCAGUGCCAAGGAAACAAAAACAUUCUAGAACUCAUACAGUUCUUUGAAGACAACUCCUGCUUUUAUUUGGUGUUUGAAAAGCUGUGUGGAGGCUCCAUCCUUACACACAUCCAAAACCGAAGGCAUUUUGAUGAACUGGAAGCCAGUAAAGUAGUCAGGGACAUUGCCCAAGCUCUUGACUUCUUACAUACAAAAGGCAUUGCCCAUAGAGACCUAAAGCUGGAGAACAUACUAUGUGAAUACACUGAUCGGGUAUCGCCGGUAAAAAUCUGUGACUUUGAUCUGGGAAGUGGCGUGAAGCUCAGCAGUGCCUGUACUCCUAUAACAACUCCGGAGCUCACCACACCAUGUGGCUCAGCAGAGUAUAUGGCUCCAGAAGUGGUGGAGGUGUUCACUGAUGAGGCCUCCUUCUACGACAAGCGCUGUGACCUGUGGAGCCUCGGUGUGAUCCUCUACAUCCUGCUGAGUGGAAGCCCCCCCUUCAUUGGCCACUGUGGCACAGACUGCGGCUGGGAUCGAGGAGAAACUUGUAGAGCAUGUCAGAGUCACCUGUUUGAAAGCAUCCAGCAAGGCAAGUAUGAGUUUCCAGACAAGGACUGGGCUCACAUCACAGAGGGUGCCAAGGAUCUCAUAUCAAAGCUGUUGGUUCGAGAUGCCACUUUACGCCUCAGUGCUGCUCAGGUCCUCAAACACUGCUGGGUGCAGGGGAAUGCCCCGGAGAGAGGUCUUCCAACUCCUCAUGUUUUGCAGAGGAACAGCAGCACCAAAGACCUGACCCAGUUUGCAGCAGAAGCCAUUGCCUUUAACCGGCAGCUAUCCCAGCACGAUGAGCAGCAGGAGGAUGCAGGAGCCAUCAUCUGCUCCAUGAGGCUGUCUCCUCCUUCCAACUCCAGACUGGCCCGCAGACGAGCGCAGUCCAAUGCUCUCCGGAGUAGGGACUUUGCUCCUGCUUCUGAUGACCCUGCAGCCUGAAACACCAGCACAACUACGCCCAGCACUGAUUUCAGCUAUUGCCUGCUCUUUUAUUUGUGUGUGGGUGUUUUUGUUUUCACAGGAAACCUUUUAGACCAGCAACAGCCGCACAGUAUCACAGAUGACUGUCACUGGUGUUAAAGCUCUUCUCCAUGGCCAGUAAUCUCUUCAUCUAGAGUGUUUGAGCACCAGGGGAUGGUUAAUCCUCUACAAUAACCUCCUGAUUGAAAACAGUUUUAAGCUGCCUCAUUUUCAAACAAAGGCUUCCUCCUCAGAAUAGCUUUAGUUUUUAGAUAUUAACUUAAUCUUUACAGAUUUAUUUAUGUGUUAUGUUGAUCCAAAACAGUACAGACCUCUCUUUAUGCCAGCGGUUUAUAUUGAAGUGCAUAUCAUUACCUAAACAGCUUUAGACAGUACAGCACAGCUGUCCUGCUGUUGUUACACUAAUGCAGUAUCAUCUUAUCAAGUUUUAUUUAUCUUAUAGGGAAGGCUUUUAAAAUAAUUUUAGAAAGAAACUAUUGUUUUUCUUUAAAAAAAAAAAAAGCAUGUUUGUGGAUGUGUGUGUAUUUAUAUUUUAUAUAUGAAGAUAAGAAAUGGUUGACACCUGGAGGAGCCCAGGUUUUCUCUCAGUUUUACUGGUUAGGGUUUAUGUUGAACUAUACAACAACCUGAGGACGGGUGGGUUUUAUAGAAGUUUCAGGGGUGCAGAGAUAUUGAAGUUCUUACUGUUUCUAGCUUUCCCUUCAACACAAGCUACCUGUAGCACUGAUGUACUUUGAAAUAAACAUUUUAGUUUACCUGGAAGGGGGGAGUAUUGUAAAACACCCAUAUAUUGCUCUCUUGAGCUUUAUCACUAAUCUGCUGCAUUUCAGUUUUUAACUUCUGCAAGAAGGCAUGUUUGGUUUCUUGAUGUCUUAAGUAAUUUGUAUCAGUAUUUUCAGGCUGGAUUAACUGAACUGUGAGAAUUGCAUUAGUUUUCCAUUGUUGGUAGGCAGUUCAAAUGGAAGUGACUUGUUAAUGAUGUUUCACAGAUGUUUCACUUGGUGUGGGAUUAAAAGCAUCUUUACUGUGAUGAAUGGGAUUUUUAAUUUUUUUAAUUAAAGUGUGUGUUUGUAUGUAUAUUUUGAAAAAAAAAAUGCAUCUGUGGUUUUGUGACUGUGCCAAUGGAGAGUGACGAAAGCUGUUUUAGAUUUUGAGUUUGUAAUAUCUGUGACAUUUGCUUGGAUUUUUUUUUUUAUAUAUAUAUUUUUGCUUGUGUUAUUUGAAAAUGUAGUUUAUAUUUUUAUAGAACCCCUGAUGGCAGCAUAUCACCUCUACUUCCCUUAAUUGUGUCAACUUUAUGUGUUGUUCAUUAAACAUGUCCCCUUACUUUAGUCCGUUGCCAUAGACACCCCAUCCCUAUAGCAACUAAGGGCCUUCAUAGGUUGGCAGGAAUUGACAGAGGUUUUCUCAGAGAUGAGGAAACAACCUGUGUUAAAGGCCUCGCACUCUUAUGAAUCAUAACAGAACUUGUUUCCCCCUCUCGGCUUGUAAUAGUAUCAAAAUGAGAUACAAUAAUUGGUACAUAAUGGAGAUCCCACUAAGCUCUAAUUGGAUCUUGAACAUAAAGCUGUGUGGAGCAAAUGUGUUGGCACGCUGUGCUCUCAAUAAAAGGAUCUAAAAUGUUGCA